AUGCCCUUUGCUCAUUACAGAGAUAUCGCACCUAGACUCAGAGGACGAAUCACCACCAUCUAUAACACUUUGUGGUACUUGGGAGCUAUUUUAGCAGCGUGGACUACGUUCGGUACGCUUGUCUCCAUUAACACCAAUCUACAAUGGCGCCUUCCCACGGGAUUGCAUUGUGCUAUGCCCGGCAUUCAAUUGCUGGCUUUAUAUUUUAUUCCUGAGUCACCAAGAUACAACAUUGCUCGAGGCGACGAAGAAAAGGCUCGCCAAAUGCUCAUCGAGUAUCACGGAAAUGGCAUAGAGACGUCUUUCGUCAAAUGGGAAUAUGAAGAAAUCGGGAACACUGUUCGUCUAGAAAGAGAAGCAGCCGACGAGUCUGGGUGGAAAGAAAUGGUCCGCACUCCAGGAAAUCGCAAAAGGUGCAUUCUGAUCAUCGCAUCGGCAGUCUUUAGUCAGUGCUCUGGUAGCAACUUGAAUGUACUAGUUGGAUGA
Exophiala aquamarina CBS 119918 is the source of this 486-nucleotide messenger RNA. RefSeq lists its product as uncharacterized. Gene Ontology annotation, molecular function: carbohydrate:proton symporter activity. Bases 1 to 486 code for a protein of 161 amino acids. Gene Ontology annotation, cellular component: membrane. Gene Ontology annotation, biological process: transmembrane transport; carbohydrate transport. The record is from RefSeq and is a predicted model, not a curated record. Lineage: Eukaryota; Fungi; Ascomycota; Eurotiomycetes; Chaetothyriales; Herpotrichiellaceae. The transcript has a single exon.